UAAGAAAGAGUGAGCAGUGGACCACGUCCCGGCGUCGUUUUAACGCAAUGUAUGCAUCACAUUCACACUCUCUCUGCUGUCUUCACAGAUAAGAAUUGAUCUCUUCUUCUUCUUCAGCUCAACGUCACACACAGAUUCUAUUAAACCCUCUCUAUCAAAUAAUUUGUUCAAAAAUCAAGAACUAGUUUUAAAGAUGUCGUGGCAAACAUACGUAGAUGAGCAUCUCAUGUGCGAAAUUGAAGGAAAUUAUCUAAAGUCUGCUGCUAUCAUCGGCCACGACGGCAGCGUUUGGGCUCAGAGCGCUGAUUUCCCUCAGUUUAAGCCUGAAGAAAUCACUGCCAUCAUGAAUGACUUCAACGAGCCGGGAUCACUUGCUCCUACUGGGUUGUUCCUUGGAGGCACCAAAUACAUGGUCAUUCAAGGCGAGUCUGGAGCUGUCAUUCGAGGAAAGAAGGGAUCUGGUGGUAUUACCGUUAAGAAGACCUCUCUGGCCUUGAUCCUUGGUAUCUACGACGAGCCAAUGACUCCAGGACAGUGCAACAUGAUUGUUGAAAGGCUUGGUGAUUAUCUCAUUGAUCAGGGUAUGUAAUCUCGGUAUUUAUCCUGAUAUUACUUACAAUUUUAUUGGCUUUUACGCAAGCUUGCAUUUGCCUAUAUUCCUAUUGUAGGACUGGGAAAUGUAGCGAAUAAUAUUACGAAAUAUUAUAAGUCAAGGGAUACACUGUGUGGGAAAAGAAAUUGUUUGUUACUUGUUAAAAUGUUAACAUAUGAUGGGUCUGUUAUUGUACUAAGUUUGAUUAUGGUAUUCCGAUAAUUGUGGAGUGAAGUACUUUUGUCUAAUCUACAUCGGAUUUCAUCUUA
Molecule: messenger RNA, 861 nt
Organism: Mercurialis annua (annual mercury)
Lineage: Eukaryota; Viridiplantae; Streptophyta; Magnoliopsida; Malpighiales; Euphorbiaceae
Product: profilin-1
Exons: 3
Coding region: 194-589 (131 amino acids)
Cellular component (GO): cell cortex
Molecular function (GO): actin monomer binding
Source: RefSeq, a predicted model, not a curated record